Salarias fasciatus (jewelled blenny) is the source of this 2111-nucleotide messenger RNA. It is a transcript of the gene tmx2b, whose product is annotated as thioredoxin-related transmembrane protein 2b. The coding region runs from base 325 to 1257 and encodes 310 amino acids. The transcript has 8 exons. Gene Ontology annotation, biological process: brain development. Lineage: Eukaryota; Metazoa; Chordata; Actinopteri; Blenniiformes; Blenniidae. Gene Ontology annotation, cellular component: membrane-bounded organelle. The record is from RefSeq and is a predicted model, not a curated record. Gene Ontology annotation, molecular function: disulfide oxidoreductase activity.
GGAAGUCUGCCCUCAUUUGUUCACAAUAAAAGUCGAUAGAAAGUACCUUUAAAGAGAAAAACUGCCUGUAAACCUGCGCGUGUCGCUCCAGCGCCGCCGCACAGCGGGGAGUCGGACUGAAUCAUGGCCGUUUCCGAGCGCCGCCGCGUCGCCGUGUUUUCAGUGGAAUCGUGAAGCGGAAGCAGUUCAGCUGCCUCCGCAGCUCGGCCCGGCAGCACUCCGCCGUCCGUCUCAAGCUAACGGCUCCAGCUGCAGCCGUCCCUCGCUCUUGCUCCCGCUCCCGGUCCCGCUCCCGGUCCCGGUCCCGGUCCUCGCGCAGAAGCCAUGGCUCUGUUGACGCCGCUGUUCGCCUUCCUCUACCACCUGCCGCAGGUGUACAAGUGGCUGCUGAAGCCCUACUAUGUAGCCUCUCUCUUCAUGGCGGUAGCUUUCCUGGCUGUCCGGAAGACCCCCGGUGUCUGCGACCACCUGUCCACACAGCGAGAGGACGGGAACUCCUGCGACUUCGACUGGAGAGAGGUGGAGAUCCUGAUGUUCCUCAGUGCCAUCGUUAUGAUGAAGAACCGCAGAGCGAUCACGGUUGAGCAGCAUGUGGGAAACAUCAUCCUGUUCAGCAAAGUGGCUAAUGUGAUCCUGUUCUUCAGACUGGAUAUCAGAAUGGGACUUCUGUACCUCACUCUGUGCAUCGUGUUUUUGAUGACGUGUAAGCCACCCCUCUACAUGGGACCAGAAUACAUCAAAUACUUCAAUGACAAAACCAUCGAUGACGAGCUGGACAGAGAUGGACGUGUGACGUGGAUUGUAGAAUUCUUUGCAAACUGGUCUCCGGAGUGUCAGUCCUUCGCCUCGGUCUACGCAGAUCUGUCUCUGAAGUAUAACUGUGCAGGCUUGAAGUUUGGGAAAGUGGACAUUGGGCGCUAUGGAGAAGUUUCUAAGAGGUACAAGGUGUCUGCCUCUCCCCUGUCCAAGCAGCUGCCCUCCUUGGUACUGUUCCAGGGGGGGAAGGAGGUGCUGCGACGCCCCCAGGUGGACAAAAAGGGUCGAGCAGUGUCCUGGAGCUUCACGGAGGAGAACAUCAUCCGAGAAUUCAACCUCAAUGAGCUCUACCAGAAAUCCAAGAAGCUUGGCAAGAACAAAGGAGACGCGCUGAGCCCGUCCUGCUUCCCCCCCGUCCCCGAGGAGGAGGAGCCAGAGCAGCCCGGACUGUCUGGACCCCCGGGGGGGCCGGCGGCACCCGAAUCCAAGAAGGACAAGUAGGAGGAGCUGGAGAUCCGAGCAUCACACACUCCUUCCUCUUCACUUCAGAUUAACCCCCAGCCUCCACUCUGAGAGACCUGAGUCGCUGUGGAGACAUUUCUGCAGGACACACACACACACACACACACACACACACACACACACACACACACACACACACACACACACACACACACACACACACACACAGCUUCCAUCACUUCCUGCUGUUUUUACAUGUUUUCAUUCCAGGCUUUGACUUCAGACCGAGUGAUUUUGUUGUUUUGAUGGUUUCUUUAGAAUUAUGUCUCUGAUUCCCAGUUAGUUUUGUUUGUGAUGACUGUUUUUAUACUCGCACUGUUAAAAUGAAUUCAGUCAGUGUUUUAUUGCGGUUGGAAGGGUACUUGAGGAAACUCUCUGCCGAUGGAUGUUUCUUUAUUGAUCAAGAACGUCUGCCGUAUGGAACCACAGCUGCUGUAAUCUCAUUAGCUUCAGUCGUCUCCUGUACCCUGACUGCACAUCAAGAGACCCCGACAGGCUGCAGAGCCACAGGUUGAACCAGGUUCCUGGACUGGGCUAGGGUGUGUGUGUAUCAUUUAAAGUUUGCAUUCCGUAACACAGUAACGAAAACUUGUCUUCAUGUUGUUUUUAAUCGUCUUAUCUUUGAGUGGACUCUAGCUGCUGCAUUGUUUCUAACAAAAGAUGAGGAAGGUGUUUGUACAUUGAAUAUCUUUCUUCCAUUUCUUUUCUUUAUGAUUGUUAUUUUUUAGGUGUUGUAGAUGUUGUUUUGUUUGGGCCAUGUUACAUUUCAUUCCUGCUACAGAUUGGAGGAGCUGCUGAGGACGGCAAAACAAUAAAUUGACCUAACCAUGAAG